This is a messenger RNA of Fundulus heteroclitus (mummichog), 596 nucleotides long. RefSeq names its product LSM8 homolog, U6 small nuclear RNA associated (gene lsm8). The record is from RefSeq and is a predicted model, not a curated record. The coding region runs from base 162 to 452 and encodes 96 amino acids. Gene Ontology annotation, cellular component: U6 snRNP; U4/U6 x U5 tri-snRNP complex; precatalytic spliceosome. Lineage: Eukaryota; Metazoa; Chordata; Actinopteri; Cyprinodontiformes; Fundulidae. Gene Ontology annotation, biological process: mRNA splicing, via spliceosome. The transcript is spliced from 4 exons. Gene Ontology annotation, molecular function: RNA binding.
UGCUCGGUGAAUCGGUGAGAGACUAGUCUGGCCUUGUCUCCGGUUUGUUGCGGUUCACUGCCGCGGCUGCUUUUGAACGCUGGUACUUGAACAGCACAAGGGGAGGUUUAUUUCUCCGGACUUAUCCGCAGGAGACAUAAACGCCGAGCUCCGGGCUAAGGAUGUCCACCGCACUGGAGAGCUACAUCAACCGCACCGUGGCCAUCGUCACGUCAGACGGCAGGAUGAUCGUGGGGACCCUCAAGGGCUUCGACCAGACCAUCAACCUGAUCCUGGACGAGAGUCACGAGCGCGUCUUCAGCUCCUCUCAGGGGGUAGAGCAGGUGGUGCUGGGACUCUACAUCGUCAGAGGAGACAACGUCGCCGUGAUCGGAGAGAUCGACGAGGAGACGGACUCCACGCUGGAUUUGGGAAACAUCAGAGCUGAGCCGCUCAACUCUGUUGUCCACUGACCGUUUAGUCUGCAGGACUCAGUUGUGUUCGUUUGCUAGAUUUAUGUGUUAUCAGUGGAAAGCCGUCUUCUUGCUCUGAUGUGCUAUGUUUGUGGGAUUUUUUUUAUAUAAAUAAAGAAAAUUUGUUCAUUUUCUGCAAUUAAA